AUGGAAUUUGUCAACGCUGAGAUCAACAAUAAUGACUCACUGGUGACCGCGUUCCAACCAGAUGUCCCAGGCCCGCUGAUUGUCAGCGGUUCAGCGGUAUUAAAGGGAGCGUGGAACAUCGCAGUCGAAACAGCCCAAUACCGAAUCCAAAGUCAUACUACUGCGCCGCCUGUUCCUUUUCCGAUAACUGUCGAGGAUAAGUGCUGGGUAACGCUGAUGGCGUUGAGGAGGGAAGAAGAGUUGCAGGAGACAAUGAGAUACCUGGAAAACGAGUGGCGGGAGCUCACGGAAGUGAAGAAACUGUUGGGGAUUUGA
This is a messenger RNA of Suillus bovinus, 315 nucleotides long. RefSeq lists its product as uncharacterized. The coding region runs from base 1 to 315 and encodes 104 amino acids. The transcript is spliced from 3 exons. Lineage: Eukaryota; Fungi; Basidiomycota; Agaricomycetes; Boletales; Suillaceae. The record is from RefSeq and is a predicted model, not a curated record.